Prorocentrum cordatum is the source of this 342-nucleotide messenger RNA. NCBI's taxonomy places the organism in Eukaryota, Dinophyceae, Prorocentrales, Prorocentraceae. The record is from the annotation of a GenBank genome assembly.
AUGGUGAUGGCCCAGCCGCUGAAAUCGGAACAAGUUCACCGUCGACACCGUGCCGCUUGCUCGGAAUCCGCUGCGAGCGAGGCGUCCUCCUACACCCAACACCUGCUGCUGCUGCUGCGCAUCCACGUGCGGGCGGAGCACUGCAAGAAGUCCCGGUGCAACGAGGCGUUCCUCCAGCGCGUCAAGGUGAACGACCAGAAGAAGCGGGACGCCAAGAUGUUGGGCAAGAGCCUCAAGCUGAAAAGGGAGCCAGAGGGCCCCAAGGAGAUGAAGAUCGUGAAGGCCAAGCCCGAGGACGUCGUGGUGCUCGCACCGGUGCCCUUCGUGGAGAACUACUUCUGA